AUGGUGGAGUGGUGUGAAGGAAGACAGUUGGGCAUCUACUAUCUCCAGCGGUUAAUCGCUGCUGCAUAUAUCAAGGUGCAGCUACAAAAGCAUGCGAAUGUGCCAGAUAAUAUUCAACAAUCUCGGAAUCCCGUAACUAUAAUCUUCUGUGAUCAUAUCUACUCCUUGUCCAAGCUGAUUGAUACCCCCUACCUUCAAACAGAGAUCUAUAACGAGACUAAUGAGUCCCUCAGAGUCGUUGAGAGGACCUGCUGGCACUAUGCAAAUGGCGCCACUUGGACCGAUGACAACGUGCUCGAGAUGGGUGGGAGCGGUACGUCGGGCAUGCUUCGGAUCAAGACCUCAUCAGGGGAAAUCUUCACCGUGAUUGUGGGAUUUCAUAAUAACGAUCCCUGGUGCGAUGCUCAGGUGAACUUGAAAGACCAUGAUACGGCAGUGAAGCUGCACCCAGAAUACUACAACGGGGGCAGCCUGUCAGGCCAGGCGAGCACUGGGGUCACCCGGACAACAUUGAAGGGACGGACAGUGAAAGUCCAGUUCCGGGCUCUGCCGGACGGUCCGGUUUUCAUACCUAUGGUCACGUAUUCUUGA
Messenger RNA from Aspergillus terreus NIH2624, 591 nucleotides. RefSeq lists its product as uncharacterized. The transcript has 5 exons. NCBI's taxonomy places the organism in Eukaryota, Fungi, Ascomycota, Eurotiomycetes, Eurotiales, Aspergillaceae. The record is from RefSeq and is a predicted model, not a curated record. The coding region runs from base 1 to 591 and encodes 196 amino acids.